This is a messenger RNA of Phoenix dactylifera (date palm), 1464 nucleotides long. Its product is annotated as stromal cell-derived factor 2-like protein. Lineage: Eukaryota; Viridiplantae; Streptophyta; Magnoliopsida; Arecales; Arecaceae. The record is from RefSeq and is a predicted model, not a curated record.
AGAGCUCCAGCGCAGCGAUGGUGGCAAAAGAUCAAGAAGCGAAGCAAAUCAAAGAAACAAAGCCGACGCGGAAGAGUAAAGAAGGCGACCCGAUUGAUUUCGUUCCGGCCCUUCGCUCUGGAGAGCCGGGCGGAGCGCGCCGUGGCUCCACCUGGGCCACGGAGUCUCUCGCGAAGGAAGAAUCCCGUAACCUGCUCUCCUCCGCCCUCCCAAGCUUCUCAUAGACGCCCUCGCCCUCCCCCGGACUUCCCCUUCUGGCAGCAGUCUUGGUUUUUGGUCCUCCUCGUCGUGAUGGCCCUCUCCCUCCUCGCCCUCUCCGCCUUCCUCCUCCUCGGCAUCGACCUCGAGGAGGGCUCCGUCUUCCCCGCCGCCGCCGCCCCAGAGGGCGUCGAGAUUACAUAUGGGAGUGUUAUUAAAUUGAUGCACGAGAGGACGAAGUUUCGGUUGCAUUCGCACGAGGUGCCCUACGGGUCGGGGAGCGGGCAGCAGUCAGUCACUGGCUCUCCCAAUGUUGAUGAUUCGAACAGCUAUUGGAUUGUAAGGCCUGUUCCAGAUUCAUCUGCCAAACAAGGUGAUGUCAUUCAAAGCAGAACUAUUAUUAGGUUACAACAUAUGAGGACUCGAAGAUGGCUACAUAGUCACUUGCAUGCUUCCCCAAUAUCUGGUAACCUGGAGGUGAGCUGUUUUGGAGGAGAGAACGAGUCGGAUACUGGUGAUUUUUGGUGGCUUGAAGUUGAGGGUAGUGGGAAAACAUGGAGGCAAGACCAGAGAGUAAGACUUCGACAUGUUGAUACUGGAGGUUACCUGCACAGCCAUGACAAGAAGUACACGCGGAUAGCUGGAGGGCAGCAGGAGGUCUGUGGUGUUCGAGAUAAGCGUCCUGAUAAUGUCUGGCUAGCAGCAGAGGGUGUAUACCUUCCAGUUAGCGGAAGCAAGUAGCGGAUUGAUUUUAUUAGAGUUGAAGUUGGAUUAAGAAAAAUGUUCAGUUCAUUGAGAGCCGAUGCUGAUUAAGGAAGCUUCGAAAUUUUUAAGUCUAAGAAAGUCUAGAUACAUGGACCACGUCUGUUUAAAGUCUACGUACCAUAGAGUUCUUUCUUUUUCGUAGCAGUCUCAGAAAUGGUAGUGGAAAUUCUCGCGAGGGGUCCAACUUCGUCAAUUUGUCAAAGUAGACAUCAGAUCUCAGCUUUUAUAGACAUGGUACACUUUACAGACAAGCUUUUCUUGUCUUGUUUCUAUUGUCUAGGUCGUUCCUGACAUGGUCAGCUCUUGGAUGAAAAAUUCUCGGUCAUCCAUGAACUUCCUGUCAUCAAAAUGUUUCUUCGACUUUUCACCGAAUGAUGUAAUUAGCCAUCGGUGUUGAGGUUAGCUGCUAGAGUUGUUCUCUGUUGUUUUUGUUUUUGUGCAAAUAAUUAUAUAAACUAGCAUUAAAUAUAUGCUAUGCAUUUGAAAAACUCAUUUAAGUUA